AUGAUGAAGUUCAAGCAACAGGGCCUAGUGGCGGACUUGCUGCCCAAUAUAAAGCUAAUGAAAGCUACUGGGCACUUCUUGUUCAAUUACUACACCGACAGCUCUACGAAGCACAUACAUAAAAUCUACUGUAUCGUGCACCUGAUCCUGGUCCUUAUGCAGUUCGGAUUCUGUGGAAUAAAUCUAAUGCUGGAGAGCGACGACGUGGACGACCUCACAGCUAACACGAUCACUAUGCUGUUCUUUACGCACUGCGUGGUGAAACUUAUUUACUUCGCGGUCAGGAGCAAACUGUUCUACAGAACGCUCGGUGUCUGGAACAAUCCGAACAGCCACCCUUUGUUCGCCGAGAGUAACGCGCGUUACCACCAGAAAGCCAUAAAGAAAAUGAGGAUACUCCUGCUGAUAGUCAUGGUAAUCACGGUAUUGUCCGCCAUUUCUUGGACCACCAUUACCUUCAUCGGUGAUUCCGUGAAAAAAGUCAUCGAUCCUGUUACCAAUGAAUCCACCUACGUCGAGAUACCAAGGUUGAUGGUACGUUCUUGGUACCCAUACGACCCCAGCCACGGGAUGGCACACAUCUUCACGCUGAUACUGCAAUUCUACUGGCUGAUAUUUUGCAUGGCAGACGCGAAUCUUCUCGACGUGUUGUUCUGCUCCUGGCUCGUCUUCGCUUGCGAACAAAUCCAGCAUCUGAAGAACAUCAUGAAGCCUCUGAUGGAGUUCAGCGCCACUCUGGACACCGUUGUGCCAAACAGUGGAGAAUUGUUUAAGGUAAGCUAAGAUCCAGAUCCACUACCCCUAUCCACUCCACCACAAGGCGAAAACAUGUUAGAUAUGGACCUUCGAGGAAUAUACAGCAACAGAACUGACUUUACGACUACCUUCCGGCCAACUGCCGGGAUGACUUUCAAUGGUGGUGUGGGACCAAACGGGCUGACGAAGAAACAGGAAAUGCUGGUUCGAAGCGCCAUCAAAUACUGGGUAGAAAGGCACAAGCACAUUGUCAGACUGGUAACUGCGAUUGGAGACGCUUAUGGUCUUGCCUUACUGCUACACAUGUUGACCACCACCAUCACCUUAACUUUGCUUGCUUAUCAAGCAACAAAGAUACAUGCAGUUGAUACAUACGCAGCAUCAGUAAUUGGGUACUUGGUAUACUCCCUUGGGCAAGUCUUCAUGCUCUGCAUAUUUGGAAAUCGUCUCAUCGAAGAGAGCUCAUCGGUGAUGGAAGCAGCCUAUUCCUGCCAUUGGUAUGACGGAUCAGAGGAGGCCAAAACCUUUGUACAGAUCGUCUGUCAGCAGUGUCAGAAGGCGAUGUCUAUUUCAGGAGCGAAGUUCUUCACCGUCUCUUUGGAUCUUUUCGCUUCGGUGCUGGGAGCUAUGGUCACCUACUUCAUGGUCUUGGUGCAACUGAAGUGA
Molecule: messenger RNA, 1422 nt
Organism: Eufriesea mexicana
Lineage: Eukaryota; Metazoa; Arthropoda; Insecta; Hymenoptera; Apidae
Gene: Orco
Product: odorant receptor co-receptor
Exons: 8
Biological process (GO): detection of chemical stimulus involved in sensory perception of smell; sensory perception of smell
Cellular component (GO): plasma membrane
Molecular function (GO): odorant binding; olfactory receptor activity
Source: RefSeq, a predicted model, not a curated record